AUGUGGGGAUUGGGGCUCUGUGGGCGGGGUUGGGGUCCGGGGGCGGGCGUUGGUUGGCUGCGGGCGGGGCUGGAGGGGCGGUGGGCGUGUCCGGGGGCGGAGCCGCCGCUUGCGCUGCGUCGGGCGGCGGCGGCGGGAAGAUGGCGGCGGGAGAGGGGGGCCUGCGGCGGGGGCGGGCGGCCCGGUGCUGACCGGACAGGACCUGCCGUGACCUUGACCCCGGCAUGGAGAGAAGGUCCCCAGGGUGCCACCCAUGCCCGUGAGCCUGCCCAGGUGCCAGCAGCUGCACAGAGGAUGAGUUGGUUGACCAAGCUGCACCCACGGGCGGGUGGGCACCGUGCCCCCCGCGGUGCCAGCCUGCAGAGCCCAAUCACUGCUGACCCCGAGACCUGCCUGAUGGUCUUCAAGAACCACUGGGCACAGGUGCUGCGCGUCCUGGAGCGCGGCGGCUGCCGGGCGGCGCCCGACGACCUGAGCGCGGUGAGGAACAACACCUACCAGAUGUUCAACCUCCUGGCCCAGGACAGGCCACCCCGAGGGGCAGAGGACACCUCCCCGGGCCCCAUCUUGGCCUUCGUGGCCUCGGAGAACCUCCUGGAGAGGUUGCUGCACUGGCACCUGCAAGGGGACUUCCCGGAGGAGAGGAAGGUGGAGCAGCUGAAGCUCUACGAGAUGCUCCUCAGCCAGGCCCACCAAGGCCUCCUGGGCCACAAGGCUGUCCUCAGCCCCCUCCUGAGGCUCCUCAGCCUCUGCUCCCAGCCCACCUCGGCCUCCCUGGAGAACAGCCUGGUCCUGCUCCUCAACCAGCUCUGCGUCAACGUGGCCAAGGAGCCUUCCAUCCUGGAGCUCUUCUUCCACAGCCAGGCCGACCAAGGCCCCGCCAACCUCAUCAUCUUCUCCCUCCUCAUCCCCUUCAUCCACCACGAGGGGGUCCUGGGGCAGCAGGCCAGGGAUGCUCUGCUCCUCAUCAUGGCCAUGUCCGCCGGCAACCAGGCCGUGGCCAAGUCCAUCACCGACAACUCCUACUUCUGCCCGGUGCUGGCCACGGGGCUCAGUGCCCUCUACUCCUCACUGCCACGCAAGCUGGAGGCCCGGGGGGACGAUUGGCACUGCCUGCGGCGCGAGGACUGGUUGGGGGUCUCCUCCUUGGUCCUCUUCAUGAACUCCCUGGACUUCUGCAAUGCUGUCAUCCAGGUUGCCCACCCGCUGGUGCAGAAGCAGCUGGUGGAUUACGUCCACAAUGGCUUCCUGGUGCCUGUCAUGGGACCUGCCCUGCACAAGACGUCCCUGGAGGAGCUGGUGGCCAGCACAGCCUACCUGGAGCUGUUCCUGCGCAGCGUCUCGGAGCCGGCCCUGCUCAAGACCUUCCUGCGCUUCCUGCUGCUGCACCGCCACGACGGAGCCACCAUCCUCGACACCCUGGUCACUCGCAUCGGCAGCUCCUCCCGGCUCUGUAUGGUGUCCCUGGGGCUCUUCAGGACCCUGCUCAGCCUCAACUGCGAGGACGUCAUGCUGCAGCUGGUGCUCAGGUACCUGCUGCCCUGCAGCCACCUGAUGCUGAGCCAGCGCCGAGCCGUGCGGGACCUGGACAUCUACGGGAGGGCAGCUGCCAAGUUCCUCUCCCUCACCCCCCGCUGCUGCCACCCUCCUGGGCACCUCUCAGGGCACCCCCCGGAGUGCCAGGACCGCCUGGCAGCCUGGCACAAGGGUGCCAGCAGCCCCACGUUGGACCCUUCCUCCUCCAGCACCACCACCACCUCCUCUUCCUCCUCCACCUCCUCCUCCUCCUCAGUGCCUCCAGCAGCUGCCAAACCUUCCACCCCCUCUCGCCUCUCCUUCUUCAGCCGCCAGGCCCCCGAGGCCGCCGCCACCGCCGCGUCCCCAAGGUCCCCUGGCACCCCUGGGGGCAGCCCUUGGCACCACCCCGGUGGGCACUGGGAGGAAAACCCUUGGGAACUGGAAGGGAACUACCUGGAGUACCUGCGGGACGCUCGCCGGAGCGUGGAGCGCUGCGCCUGGGCCUGCCGCGUCUGGUCCGCCCCCUACGACGGGGAGGAGCCCACCCCCGGCGCCCACUUUGGUGCCAACCCUCUGGGUGCCACCCCUGGCAACCCUCUGGACCCCCCUAACCCAGGCCCCCAGACCCCCAGGACUAAGAAACGAGGCUUGCCCGAGGAAAGCUCCGGCCAAGGGAGCCCCCCGAGGGGGGAAGGCAAAGUGGAGCCUCAAGAGGUGGUGGCCAACGGGGUGGUGACCUCCACCUCUUCUUCCUCCUCUUCUUCUUCCUCCUCCUCUUCCUCCUCUUCUUCCUCCUCUUCUUCCUCCUCCUCCGGGGCUUGGCCUCAGGAGGAUGUGGCGGUGAAGAAGGUUCGGAGGUGCCCUCAGAGGGGGCAGGAAGGGGAAGGGGAAGGAGGGGUGGGGGUCCCGGCCCAGAAUGGGACCCCUGGAGGCGAAGGCAAAGCCAAGUGGGAGGCUCUGCCCUCGGUGGAGUGCUUGCUGGAGGAGAUGUUGGCCCAGGCCCCGGCGGAGGCCAACGGCACCGGGGUCACCAUCGAGGCCUUCACCCAGGAGCUGAAGGAGAUCGAGGCCGAGAUGAAGAACGGUGCCGGUGGUCCUGGUGGUGCCGCUGGUGAGGAGGGAGUCCCAGUAGCCCCCCUCCGGGAGCUCCCUGAGCACCACCCCCACCUGUCCCGGGAGGAGGAGGAGGCCUUCGCCAGCUUCGCCGCCGCUCCCGAGGGGGAGGCGCUGGGGAGGGCACCGCCCAGGCCGCCAGAGCCCCUGGCACAGCUGCUGGGCAGCCCCCCCAGGCCGGUGGGGACACCACCCAGCCAGCCCUUCACAGGCCCCUUCGUGUCGGUGCUGUUCGGCAAGCUGGAGAACAUGCCCCACAACUCGCUCUAUGUCAACUGCCUGCUCACUGGCCUGGUGGCCCAGCUGGCCUCCUACCCACAGCCCCUGCUCCGCUCCUUCCUCCUCAACACCAACAUGGUCUUCCAGCCCAGCAUCAAGUCCCUGCUCCAGGUGCUGGGCUCAGUGAAGGCCAAGCUGGAGACCUUUGCAGCCACCCAGGAGGACUUCCCGGGGCUGCUCCUCAGAGCCAGACGCUUCCUGGUGGCCAGGGGCAGGCUGGAGGGGGGAGAAGGCCCCAGCGGGGGAGGCAGCCUGAGGAGGGAGACCCCUGGCCGCAGCCGGAAGCCCUCCCUGGGGGAGCUGCUGCUGCGCCACGCUCACAGCCCCACCCGCGCCCGCCAGGCCGCCCAGCUGGCCCUGCAGCACGCCCGGGGGGCUGCCAGCCCCUCCCCCACGGCCACCCCCCCCGCGGGCACCCCCGGGGGGAACCCCGAGGAGGCCGGGGGGGGCCCGGGGGAGGGGCCCGGGGCCGCCCCCCGGGUGAAGAACGCAGUCUACUGCGCCGUCAUCUUCAGCGAGUUCCUCAAGGAGCUGGCGGCCAUCGCCCAGGCCCACGCCGUGGCCUCCCCCUUCCUCACCGAGACCCCCCCCGAGGAGUGACCCCCA
Dryobates pubescens (Downy woodpecker) is the source of this 3516-nucleotide messenger RNA. It is a transcript of the gene FHIP1B, whose product is annotated as FHF complex subunit HOOK interacting protein 1B. NCBI's taxonomy places the organism in Eukaryota, Metazoa, Chordata, Aves, Piciformes, Picidae. Bases 1 to 3510 code for a protein of 1169 amino acids. Gene Ontology annotation, cellular component: FHF complex. The transcript has 14 exons. The record is from RefSeq and is a predicted model, not a curated record. Gene Ontology annotation, biological process: endosome to lysosome transport; lysosome organization; early endosome to late endosome transport.